Molecule: messenger RNA, 1327 nt
Organism: Aspergillus welwitschiae
Lineage: Eukaryota; Fungi; Ascomycota; Eurotiomycetes; Eurotiales; Aspergillaceae
Product: HAD family hydrolase
Exons: 2
Coding region: 215-949 (244 amino acids)
Molecular function (GO): hydrolase activity
Source: RefSeq, a predicted model, not a curated record
ACAGAUAACCCACAAACCAUUCAUCUCUUUCCGUCAUCCCUCCUCGAAAUAGAAAGACAAACAGUCUUCCUUUCCUGUCAUCCUCUUCCUCCUUACAUCGUUCCCCACCCCCAACUCUCUAUUUCACUACGUUCCAUAGACGUUUCUCUACUGUCAUUGCUGUGCUACAUUCUUGAUCUCGAUUAAGAAAAGAUCUACUAGACAUACAUCCAUCAUGCCGCAGAUUACCGAGAUCUUCUUCGACUGCGACAACACCCUCGUCCUCUCGGAGGAGCUGGCCUUCGAGGCGUGUGCGGAUCUUGCCAAUGAGAUAUUGGAGAAGAAGAAUAUCUCAGACCGUUACACGGGAGAGCAGCUUAUCCAAGAUUUCGUUGGUCAGAACUUUCGGGGAAUGAUGGUCUCCCUCCAGGCCAAGUACAACUUCGAGAUGUCACAAGAGGAACUCGAGGAAUACGUGAAGAAGGAGGAGGACAAAGUCAUUGCCAAGCUGACUGACAAAGCUCAGCCAUGCGUUGGUGUUAACGCUGAGCUCGACAAGCUUCUCGAAUCCAAGAAGUAUGGCCUAGCGGUGGUCUCUUCGUCUGCUUUGCGCCGUGUCCGUGCUUCAAUUACAAAGGUCGGACAAGACAAGUAUUUUGACAAAGAUGCCAUUUUCAGCGCAGCCACCUCUCUUCCCAAGCCAACUUCGAAGCCGGAUCCGGCUAUCUACAUUCAUGCCCUCGAAGUGCGCACGAAGAAGCCCGAAGAAGUGGUCGCUGUCGAGGACAGCAAGUCUGGUGCGCUCAGUGCCAUCCGUGCUGGAAUCCCAGUCAUUGGUUAUGUCGGAAGCUAUCACGGUGACGCUAAGCAGUUGGAAAUGUCACAACUUCUGCAAGAGCUCGGUGCCAAGGUUAUCAUGAAGGAUUGGAGUGAAUUCCAGAAAUGUCUCUCUGAAAUCGAGGCGGCCUGAACCUAUGGCAGGUGGGGCCAUUCUGUACGCCAGUUACGAUUAUGAACACGAAGUCACGAUAGCAAGCGCGCGGGCCGUUCUGGGGUUAAGGUCACUUUCUUCAUUUUACGUUGUGACAUCUCAGACGCUGUUUAGUCUGAUCCUCUGGUCCUUUCCUCGGUCAGAGUAGUUCCCUUAGUCCAUUGUGCAGAAAACAAUCACCUGGGACCGUCGUCUUGACAACCGUGCGACUUAUUGUCUCAUCUGCAUAAUUCGCUUCAUGACCGGGAUAUUUGCAUUAUUACACAAUUCUCUUAUAGAGAGGUAAUCAUGGAUUUAGGUACCUUCUUCGGGCGACUACUGCCUGCACAAACAAAAUAGAACUUAUCUAUCAUCUCU